CUGUCUAUCUAUAUAUAUAUAAAAGCACUCCUAAACUUUUGACUUUCUGGACCCCAGAAUAAUUUUUGCUUCUGAUGGGUACAAGUGGUGUUUUGGCAGUUAGGACAAAAGAUAGAAUAGAGCCUUUUUUCAUGCAAGUGCUUAAAAAUGCAGGCACCACUCAUGUCAGUUGUAAAUCUCCUGAUUUACAAAUGAAAGACAGUCCUUAUCAAUAAAUUUCAAGUGUUUCUUUGCUUCUGUGAUCCAGAAUAAGUAAUUCCAAGAGUAAGUAAUUGCCAAAGCCAUGGGAUAGAUAACAUAUCCAAGAGGAUUGGGUCAUUAGAAGCUUUUUUGCUGUUGAAAAAGUGAGUUAAUGUUGUUGGUCAUAUCAUAAAGUGAAUCAAAAUGUAGCUGAUAUUUUCCAUAGAUGAAUUAAUCUUCUUAAUUAAUCUUGUAUUUUCUUGUUCCUUUGGCAUGGUAGCAAUGUAAAAGAAAAAAACUUUUACUUUUAUUUUUCAGAGAUUGCCAAACCUUAAAAAAGACCUUUUUUCAUGAGUAAUACUAAAACGUGUCCAAUCUUUACUAGACCAGAGAGUCAAGCUCAAAUUUUUGUUGUAUAAAAACUGUAAGUUAUGUUGUCUUCUUUUUUACGGGUGUAUUUACUUUUAAGUGAUAGGAAAAGGUAGUAUCAAAAACAAAUAAGGAAGGAAAAAAACACACAUUCUUCAUUCCAGUUUGAAUAUAACAAACUAAAGUUUCAAUAAGUUGUUCUUUUCUGAACUGUUACUUAGACUAGGUACAUCUGUUUGUAAAGAAAAGCAUUAAUUCAGCAUAGUCCUGUAUUGAUGAACAAAUAAAACGGAAAAGAUACUGGUUUUGUGCCAAAAUCGAGAAGUACUGAGAUAACAACAGCAUAGAACUUAAACUGUACCAUUUGAAAAGACACGAGGGAAAAUAUAUGAAAAUAGCUAAGAGGCUUUCUCAGUAUUUGAGCGCUAAGGCUAGCUUGACAAAUUUAUUCUUUUGUAUGUUGAUUGCCUAUUUUUCUGAUCCAAUCUAGCUCACUUUUAACAGAAGACCCCUUCAAAGAAUAUCAGGGGGAUAGCUAUUCUGUGAGCAACAAUGAGCAUGUGAAGGUUGCUAUAAAAGCACUGCAGUAUCUUUGAUUUUCCUGUACUCAAGGAAGAGGAAGGAAAACAGCCAAAAACUUGACUUGAGGCCUCAGAAAGAUGUAGUUCCUUUUUUACUUCUUAAAAAGGUCUACAUAAAACCAUGGUGUAGUAGAAGGUGCACUACUACAACAGACUUGAUGUUGAAAACUAGCUACUGGCUUGUCUGAAAGCAAAUUACUGUUAUGUCUUCGCACUGAAUGAUUGCUAGCAUUUGACACUUUCUGUAGUGUCACUAAAAUACAAAUUAUUUUUUGACAUAAAAGCAAGUGUUUGACUUGGAAGGUUCCUGCUCUACAAAUUACUAAAAUGUAGGAGAGUUACUCCUUUGCACUGCCAGAAUCAGGGUGUGGAACUGCAAGGACCUUUAGUGUAGUGCAUUAGAACUAUUUGGAUGUUAUCCCUUUGAAAUAAAGAACUCCACUCACGUAGUGUAGCGCUGUACUGGGUGAGGGUGGAAACAUGGGCAUACACAACUUACACAACAAACACAACAGUAACAUUAGGGAACUAAAUUUGGCUGAAAAAGGCAAAUGAGAAGUGAAUCUCUGUGUGUUCCAAUGUUGUUAAAAUUAACUGAGAGCAUGCAUUGUGUUGUGAUGCAGCAUUUAUUAUGAUGGGCGUUAACCACUGCUGCUUAAUGCAAGAUGCCACCUCACUGGCCUGUUUUGAGCCCUCAGCUGGCCCUACAGCUUCCACGGGUAGAAUUAAGGAGCUUGUAGAACAAGUUAAUGCCAGACACAAACUGCUUACACUGAAAUGGUCUUAUGAUUGUUUUCCAAAUAGAAGGUGGCAUAAAAUAGCUGGAACGUAAUCAAGCAAGUAGGAUGUGCCUCAAAAAAAUAUAUAUACAGGUGCAUACCCUCUGUGGGUUUAGGUAAUAACUUAAACUAAAGCCAUUUAAAAGAUCUUAUUUUUGAGUAGCUUGAAAAAUGAAGAGUUAAUAUGGUUAAAAUGGAUCUCUAGAUAAUCAGUGGCCUUACAGAAGCUAUAGGGAAGAUGAAUGUUUCAUUCUGUUUAAAUCAAGUUAUCGUGGUGUCAUUAGAACUCUCAGAGGUUCAGCCUUGUGGAAGGAUUUAAAGGCAACACUUCAACAAUAAUCGGAUUAGAAGGACUUGCAUAGCUACAUGGUCUAAAAAACAGAUAAAAGAAACCCGAGUUCAAACUUGCCACAAAGAAAGGCAGUGAGCUGUGAGGUGCAGAAUCAACACACUGUUCUGAGACUUUGAUUUCGACAAUUACCCAAAGUAGGGAUGCCUGCAGAUUUCAAUGGUUACUGGAAAAUGAUCAGCAAUGACAAUUUUGAGGAGUAUCUGAAAGCACUGGAUGUAAAUGUUGCUGUAAGAAAAAUAGCAAACUUGCUAAAACCUGACAAAGAAAUCCUUCAGAAUGGGGAUCAUAUGAUCAUUAAAACGCUAAGCACUUUUAGAAACUACAUCAUGGAAUUUGAUGUAGGGAAGGAGUUUGAGGAGGAUUUAGCUGGGGUGGAUGAUCGCAAAUGCAUGACCACAGUAUCCUGGGAUGGAGAUAAGCUUCUUUGCGUACAGAAAGGAGAAAAAGAAGAUCGUGGCUGGACUCAGUGGAUUGAAGGAGAUGAAAUGCACCUGGAAAUAAGAGUCUGUGGAGUCAAGUGUAAGCAGGUCUUCAAGAAGGUGCAGUGAGCCUACUGCUGAUACAGAAAUGAAGAACAGGAGAAUUUACAGACUUGCCACCAAAUCUCCAAGCACAAGUAAUGACCAUCAAUGACAAGAGUAAACACAGAGAUGAAGAUUACAUUAGAACAGUUUAGUUGGAAUAAAAUAUUUUUUAAAAAUUAUUUUAAAGAAGUAAUUGAAAAUAAAACCCAUUAAAGUUACUGAACGUUUUAAAUGGGUGUGCACUGUAAUUCUUGACUACACCAAA
Messenger RNA from Oxyura jamaicensis (ruddy duck), 3050 nucleotides. RefSeq names its product retinol binding protein 1 (gene RBP1). Gene Ontology annotation, biological process: fatty acid transport. NCBI's taxonomy places the organism in Eukaryota, Metazoa, Chordata, Aves, Anseriformes, Anatidae. Gene Ontology annotation, molecular function: fatty acid binding. The record is from RefSeq and is a predicted model, not a curated record. Gene Ontology annotation, cellular component: nucleus; cytosol. The transcript is spliced from 4 exons. The coding region runs from base 2402 to 2809 and encodes 135 amino acids.